UGCUUCUAUUUCCUCUCUCUCUCUCUCUCUCUCUCUCUCUCUCUCUCUCUCUCUCUCUCUCUCUCUCUCUCUCUCUCUCUCUCUCUCUCUCUCUCUCUCUCUCUCUCUCUCUCUCUCUCUGUCUCCUCUGCUUCCUCUCUCUCGUGGCAGCGUUAGCAGCAGACAUCUGGACUGAAUGUCAGGUCUUUUUAGUCACAGAGAGAUUGAAGAGGGCGUGUCAUCAAUAAGACCCGAACCUUCCCCCCAGGAGGGUUGAUAAUACCUUCUGUUUGUGGUUCACCGCUCCUCUCCCCUUCUUGACUGCGUUAGUGUGGACAGCCUGAUGGACUCGAGCCGUGGGGCGGCCACUGCAACUGAGCUGUAAACAUCCUCCUGGGAAUGCUGUCUGGAACGUUAAAACUUUCAGAACUUUUGGAACUCUCUGAACAUUAAGAACUCGAUUGGUCAGAAGUGUUCCGGAAGGUCCCAGACGUUGGAACUGUUGGAACAUUCCAGAACAUAGGAGUAGGACUCCAAUCCCCAGACUGAAAGACGGAGUCCAGUGGGGAGUCCUAAACAAAGCUGAUGAGAUGAAUACAACGUGUGUUCUGAUUUCUAAGAGCGUCAACAGAAACUUCCUGAUGGGCGUCUACAUUGUGGCCUUCAUCUUGGGCUUGACCUUUAACCUCCUGACCCUGGGCCCCAUCAUCCAGCAGGUGCGCAGACACAAUGUUCUGGGAGUGUUCCUCCUCAACCUCCUCCUGUCAGACCUGCUCUACAUCCUCACCAUGCCACUGUGGGUCAACUACUACCACAACUACCACCGCUGGGGCCUGGGGUCGGCCUCCUGCAGUGUGGCUGGCUUCAUCUACUACUCAAACAUGUACAUCAGCAUCUUCCUGCUCUGCUGCAUCUCCUUGGACCGCUGUCUGGCCGUGACCAGGCCCCUGAGGUCCAAGGCGAUUCGGAGCUCCCGCAACGCCUGGCUGCUGUGCACGGGUGUGGUGGUGACCGUCAUGUCACUGCACGUCCUGGUGCUGAUCAAGGACAACCUGACGGACGCGCACGACGAGGUCAACAACAACGACCGCUGCUACGAGACCUACCCCAUGCCCGAGCCGGUGGCUCGCUUCAACAUGGCGAGGGUGGGGGUAGGAUUCCUGCUCCCCCUGCUGGUCCUGGGAGGCAGCUACUCGAUGGUGGUGGCGACGGUGGGCCAGAGCCACGGCCUCAGUCCCAAAGCCAAGCGCAAGGUCCGCCUCCUGUCGUUCGGCGUGAUCGGCAUCUUCUCCGUGUGCUUCGCGCCCUACCACAUCCUGCUGCUGGCGCGCUCGCUGGUCUUCUACCUCCGCAACCUGGAGGACUACUGCGGCUUUGAGAGGGCCACCCACUUCCCCUUCUCCUGCAUGCUGGCCCUGUCCACCCUCAACAGCGUGGUGGACCCUGUGCUGUACGUGUUGGUCAGCAACGUCAAGGAGGACUUCCGACUCUGCUGGGGGCGGACGGGGAGGAGGAUGUCGAGGAGGAGGUUGCGGGGUGGCGGAGGUGGCGGCCAGGCGUGCGAGUUUGGGAGGAUGAAGGUUGAGACGGAGGGCAAGGGGGAGGAGAGAGGGCAGGGUUCUCCUGCAACCGCCAGGACGCAGACAAACUCGAUCUGAGGACUGGUGUGUGUGUGCGCUCGUGCCUGUGUGGGGGUGGGCGUGUGUGUGUCCUUCCUUGUGUUCAAAGUCCUCAAUUACAUGGUGUUCAUAUCCACUUGCUGGCUGAGGUGAUGUGAUAGCCAUCGAUCCAGAGAGAGGAGAACACACUGUCACCAGCCUUUGUGUUCCUCUUCUCAUAUCCUGCUCGGCUCAAGAGGCUUCAUGAGCCUCAUGAAUACGCGUCCUCUGAGGCCUUCAAUUCAAGUGUGUUUUCGACUGAGCGUUUGUGCUGAAGAGAGAGAGAGAGCGAAUGAAAGAAAAAUAAAGAGAACGGUGUGUGUGUGUGUGUAAGGGGAUGGAUGUGAGUAUGACAUGUGUGUGUGUGUAUGUGUGUGUGUCAGAGGACAAAUAUAUGUGUUUGUGUGUGUGUUUACAUGACAAUAAUUUGAUUGAUGUGUGGAAGGGGAGGUUAGCUAGGGAACAGCUCUCCUAGUUCUGUGUGUGUUCUGAAGGGUACUUCUCCUCUCUCUUAGAACACAAAGACUGAUGUGUUCCAACUUGACGCGAGAGACAAGGAACAUUGAUCUGUUGUUGUGUAUGCCAGUUACCAUAUGGCUGCUGUGAUCGCUACGUAAAUAGCGUACAUCGCUAUGUAAAUAUUUUGUAUUUCAAUUCAAUUAAACCGUUGCAAAGUUGAAUGCAUUGCUUUUUCCUUUGGUCGUUUGUGUCUUUUAGCUCCCUUUCUUUCCUCUUGUAAAAUCUUGUGUGUGCAUGCGUAUAUGUGUGUGUUUGUGUCUGUGUGUGUGGGGGGGACAAUUAUUUAUGUAUUUGUGUCUGUGAGUAUGUGUGUAUAAAGAUUCUGUAGUCUAAGGAUAGUUUGUGGGUGUGUG
Messenger RNA from Osmerus eperlanus (European smelt), 2509 nucleotides. RefSeq names its product G protein-coupled receptor 184 (gene gpr184). Gene Ontology annotation, molecular function: G protein-coupled receptor activity. The record is from RefSeq and is a predicted model, not a curated record. The transcript is spliced from 3 exons. Gene Ontology annotation, biological process: negative regulation of G2/M transition of mitotic cell cycle; G protein-coupled receptor signaling pathway; G1/S transition of mitotic cell cycle. Gene Ontology annotation, cellular component: membrane. Lineage: Eukaryota; Metazoa; Chordata; Actinopteri; Osmeriformes; Osmeridae. Bases 570 to 1637 code for a protein of 355 amino acids.